Molecule: messenger RNA, 826 nt
Organism: Neopelma chrysocephalum (saffron-crested tyrant-manakin)
Lineage: Eukaryota; Metazoa; Chordata; Aves; Passeriformes; Pipridae
Product: protein unc-13 homolog A-like
Exons: 9
Coding region: 176-763 (195 amino acids)
Biological process (GO): neuromuscular junction development; presynaptic dense core vesicle exocytosis; synaptic vesicle maturation
Cellular component (GO): neuromuscular junction; presynaptic membrane; synaptic vesicle membrane
Molecular function (GO): diacylglycerol binding; calmodulin binding; syntaxin-1 binding
Source: RefSeq, a predicted model, not a curated record
AUUUGCCCAAGACAUCUGCCUCAACAUAAAUAGUAAUGUUCUCAAAUGUGCUUCAUAGUCUGCAUCAACAGGCUACAUUUUACAGCAUCCUUGAUUGGAAGAUCCAAAAGCACUGUACAAGUGCUAAUUCUGACACUAUUUUCAAAAGACAGUGAAAAAAGGAAGGCUGGAUAAAAUGACUGAUGCAUCCAAAACCUAUGUGGUUUUAAAAGUCCAAAAUUUGAAAAGCACUACAAUUGAUAGACGAGGAAGUGACCCUUGCUGGGAACAAGACUUCAUGUUUGAAAUCUGUGCUGAUGGAAAGGGCUUCCUUGUAGAGCUGUGGAAGAAAGGCUUGCUCUGGGAUAGCAUUUUGGGAAUUUUAUGGAUUCCCCUUGCAACUGUGGAAUAUGCAACAGAUGAAGGCCCAGGUUCCUGGUGGACAUUGCAUUCUGAAGUAAUAAAACAUGGAAGUGAGAUUCAAGGCACGAAAACACCAACUUCACAUGAGAUCUUACUAGAUGUCUACUUUGCAUUACCAUUUGAUACCCACCAAGACUUAGAUUGCAGAGCCUGGCACAGAGAGCCGCCCCUCCAAAGCACAAGAACUUCACAUCAAGAUACAGUUGAUAUUUGGUCACCCAUGGAAAGUGGUCUCAGCACAAAAGAGAGCAAACCAAGGAGAAAUACAUUCCAGGGUGAUGGAGGCAAUUUUGCAAAAGCACGAUGGGCCAGGGCUAUUCAGAAGAGCAACAAUAGUUUAUAUGGAUAUGGUCCCCACUGAUGAUGAUCCUGUUGGAGAUACAAAUACUUGUCUGGAUCAAAAAUGGUGUUUUGUGGAAACAGC